Molecule: messenger RNA, 5208 nt
Organism: Naegleria fowleri
Lineage: Eukaryota; Heterolobosea; Eutetramitea; Acrasida; Naegleriidae
Exons: 2
Coding region: 1-5208 (1735 amino acids)
Biological process (GO): microtubule-based movement; mitotic spindle organization
Molecular function (GO): microtubule motor activity; microtubule binding; ATP binding
Source: RefSeq, a predicted model, not a curated record
AUGGACCUUCUUCAAAAACACAUCUCCACCAGUAACAACCAUUCAUAUGAAAACAUCACGAAUCAUGCACAAACAAAGAAAACAACAAAUAGAAACUAUUCGGAUGGAAUAUUACUGGGAAAAUCAAACAACGUUAUUCAUCAUCAUCCAGCAAGAGGAAAAUCACACUCUGAGGAAUCUGAAAUUGCUUCCGAAUCGUUGGAUGAUGCAUCCGAAGAUCAUCAAAAUAUGUCCAAGUUGAACGAAAGCUAUCGCGAAUUAGCGAACUCUUACAAAAUACCUGGUAUUGACAUUAGCGCAACGAAGAUAUCGCUUCCCAAUAUCAGCAACAUUGAGGGAGUUUAUGGUAAUGAAAUAUCCAUGUUGUUUGGCCAAAAGAAAGCCUCUCAAAAAGGUGUCAUCAAAGUUGUGGCAAGAGUAAGACCACUCAACAAGUCAAGUUAUCUAGUGUCCGACGAAAACAAAAUUUUAGAAAUUGGGGAAGAUCGAAAAAGUAUUUUAAUUGGAAAGCAUUUAGGCAAAACCUCAAAUGAUGAUUUCCAAUCAACAAAUUUUCAAUUUACUUUUGAUAGAAUUUUUGAUGAAUAUGCCAAUCAAGAGUUGUUCUAUCAUAGUUGUGGAUAUCCAUUGUUCAAAAGUUUUGCUAGUGGUGUAAAUAGUUCUGUAAUUUUAUAUGGUCAAACAAGGUCUGGAAAGAGUUACACUUUAGAAGGUCUUCUUGAUGAAGAGAGAAGAGGAUUAAUUCCAAGAUUUGUUGAGGACACAUUCAAAUUUAUGAAUACCUAUAAUCAAGGACAAGGUGCUUUGAAUGCCAAGUUUGUCUUUUCAAUUUCCUACCUUCAAGUUUAUAAUGAUGUGGUGACAGAUUUGCUUUCAAGUCAACAAAAAAAUUUAAAAAUUGUUGAAGACAAGAGCAAGACAGAUGGCAGGACAUGCACAUCGGUUGUUGGUCUUCGGAAACAACAAUUUAAAGACCCCAAAGAUAUUUACACAAUUUUAAAAUAUGCAAAACAAAACAGAACUGCUCUCCCAUCGGGAUUGAAACCACCAGACCUUCACGCAAGAAGUCACACCAUUCUUUCUCUUCAUCUCGAACAAACAUGGCCACAAUUAAUUUCAGCCACGACGUCCUCAAUUGAUGUUCAGACACACAAUAUUUGCAGUCAAAUCAGUUUUGUGGAAUUGGCAGGUUCGGAAAAAGCAAGAGAUUUUUCUCAACUCUUAUCUUCCAGUGGUGCAGUGUCCAAUGAGGAAGGAUCAAAAAUAGCAAGAACAUUCAAUGCUUUAUCCUCUGUGAUAACCUCCUUAGGAAAAACAAUUCAAAACAACAACAUGACAGAGACAUCGGUUCAAGAGGCCAUCGAAUAUAGUACCCUAAAUCUUAGUGUCAACACAACGACCAUCAACAAACCUCAUAUACCUUAUCGAGAUUCCAAGUUGACCCAUAUUUUAAGAGACACAUUGAGAGAGGAUGCUAUUACUUUGAUUGUCUCAUGUCUUUACCCCAUUCCUGAAAAUUACAGUGAGAUGUUAAUGACUGCAAAAUAUAGCUCUAGACUAAAACAAAGCGUUUCUUCAAUGAGCUCAUGUGAACAUGCUGUGCCAUCUUCUCCCACCAAAGAGCAUGUCAGCUCUCCGAUAAAACCAAAACUCAAUACUUCCGAAUCAUAUGAAGGAACACCAAGAAAGGUUUCAUUUGGAGAAACGGACGAGGAACCACGCAAAGAUACCACUCCAGCAUUUCCAAAACAAACAACAAAUUCAUUCAUAGCAGAUACUAGUAUCAAGAUGGAUCAUCAACCACCAUCUCUAAAACAACGAUAUCUAGAUGAGAAAGAACGACUUUUAAAAGAAAAUGAAGAGCUUAGAAACAUUGUUAACAUUGAUUCAAUGACAAGAAGAAACGUGCAAAAGAAUUUAGAACAUUUGGAAAAAGAAAUGUCUCGUGCCGAUGAGGAAAGAAAAGCUCUUCGAGAGAGAGUCACUGAAUUGACUCAAAAAGCAAAAGAGUAUGCAGACAAGAAUACAUCUUUACAAGAGACACUUGUAACUGCAAAACAACAAGUUGAAAAUCUUAUGAAACUAAAAGAAACGAUGGAAGAAGAACUAGAUCGUAAUCGAGAGUAUAUUAGUCAGCUAUCCAUCGAAAAUUCAAAACUGAAUGAGCAACUCAUUAAUCAGGCGGUAGAUCAUGAAACUACAAUAUCCAAAUCAGCAAGAAGUCAAAUGGAUAUCUUGGAAAAGGAAAAUUAUCAGUUGAAACAAGACAUACUGAGACUGCACAAAACAAAUGCAUUGAAUGAAUCAAAGGCAAUAACAGACCUUGAAAACUCGAUCAACAAUUUAUCAGAAGAAUUACAACAAGAAAAAUCUCAAAAUCGUUCUUUAUCCAAUGAGCUUUUGGAAUCAAAGCAAAUAAUAGAGGAACUAAGAGUCAUGUUAAAAAAUCUCGAGCAAGAAAAGGAUCAAAUGAUUGGUAUGGUGGAUUUAUUGAAUGAAGAAAAACUCAAAUCUGGUGAAGAGUAUCACAACCAACUGAGUGAGCUUCAAUCAGUAAUUAAGGAACAAGAGAAAUCCAUUGAAAGAAAAGUCACUGAAAUUACAAGAACUAAGGAAAUGAUCAAAAAUUUAAAUCUUGAAAUUGACAAGAUGAAAGAUUUGGUCUCAAGUCUUACCGAUGAAAAACAACAAAUAGAAGCCAAAGCCAUACAAGAAAGAAAUGACCAAAAAGUCCAAAUGGAAAAAUUGAUGAGAGAAAACCAUGAGUUGAAACACCAACUCGAUUUAUCCAAAAAAGAAUUACACUCGACUUUGCAAGAUGUACAGCGAAUGGAAAAUCAAAUGAAGGUGAUUCCAACUCUAGAGACAGAAUUAAUCAAAAAGGAAGAGACCAUUAAGGUGCUUCAAAGAGAGGUUGAGUUUGGAAAGAAUUUGUCUGACAAAACAGUGCAUGAGCUUAAAGAAAGUGUAAAGAAGGAACUCUCUUCAAAAUCAGAACUCAUUUCCAAACUGAAUACAAUUUCAAAUGAAAAACUCGAAUUGGAAAUGAUGGUCAACAAACUUCAAUCUCAAAAUAAUAUUAUUCUUAAGGAAAAUGAAGAACAAUCCAUCAAAUUGAAAGACUUGGCUGAAGAGUUGAUGCAAAUGACGAUUGAAAAGAAUCGACUGGAGUCCGAUUACAAAACCUCGAAUACAAGGUUAAGAGAUCAAUUAUUUGACUCAAAGAAACAAUACGAAACAGAUACUCACCAUUUCAAGGAGCAAAUUAAAGCUCUAGAGUCUAAAAUAAGUUCACUGAAAGAAUACAACAAUAGUAGGAAUGUUCAACUUGAAGAGACUCUUCUGACCAAGAAGAAGAUUGAAGAACAAUUAUUAGCUAUCCAAAAGAGGUAUGGAGUAUUUGAUACCCAACUAGGAAGUACAGCUUUAGAGAGUGAGUUGGAGAAACGAGUCGAAACACAUUUAAGACUCUCUCAACUCGAGAAAUUACUUGCUCAGAAAGAAUCUGAUCUUGAAAUCUCUAUAUCUGAAUCUCAACAAAAGACGUUGGAGAAUGACAAGUUAAAGAAAGAAAUGAAUGAACAUCGGAUUGAAAUUCAAACUUUAAAAAACAAACUCGAAGAGAUGGAAUAUUCACUUACUUCACUCAAAUCGAAUCUGGAACAUUGCAUCGAUGAAAGGAAAAGAUUGAGAGAAGAGAAUCAAUCCUUAUUGUCAAAUAGUAGCAAGAAAGAAGAUGUCAUUCGAAAACUACGACAAGACCUACAAGUAUUAUCGAUGGAAAAAGAAUCUAUUCUUACAGAAAAGGAGAAUUUACAGUCAGUUCUAAAGAGAACUCUUGAAUCUGGAUGCUCUACUCAGGACGAUCUUUCUCAGGCAAAAUUCGAAAUGAUGGAAUUGAGAAGAGAAAGGGAUGAUAUGGAAAUUAAACUCUUAGGAUGUGAAAAGAACAUUUCCAGUCUCGAAGAAGAGUUAAAACAUAAGGAAUUGUUGAUUUCAGAGUUGAGAAAUAAUAGUGAACUAGUACGAAAGGAAAAUAUGAUCAGCAAAUUAGAAGAAAACUUGAGAAAACAAGCUGAAGAGAAUAGAUUGAACCAAGUAGAGACGAUCAAAUUGAAAUCAGAACUCAUUACUACAAAAGAAAACAUGAAAUCAGAAGUGUCAGACAUGGAGACUAAGGUCAAUCAAUUCAAGAGGUUAUACAGUGAAACUUUGACAGAGCUUGAGAAUUCCAGAAAAGAAUUCGCUAUUCUUUAUGAAGAAAAUCAACAUUUGAAAGAAGAAUUUGACUCUCUCAAGAACGACCUUAGUGAAAAGGUCAUCAUGUUAAAAAGAGCUCAAGAGUUAUCAUGCUCGACAGAAGAAGCAUUAACUGAAAAAACAAAUCACAUCGAUACAUUGGUACAAACAAUCGAAAGUUGUGAAAAGAAGUUAAGAGAGUACAUUGACAAAAACGCAAUUCUACAAAAUACAAUAGAUCACCUUGAGAAACAAAUUAGUAGAUAUCAGGAAGAUGUUUCAAACUCAAAAGAAGAUUUACAACGAAAGAUUGAGGAGUAUAAUCAUCUAGCACUACGAUCAAAACUACAAGAAGUUGAAUUGGAAAAUCUUAAAAAGAAAAUAGAAACCACGAAUGAACGCAUUGAACAAUUGGAAAAGGAGAAAAAAGAAAUCUUGAUGGAGAAAGAGUCAAUUUGUAAAUCGUAUGAACAAUCUCAACAAGAACUCAUUUCAAUACAGCAAAAUCUAUCGGAAAUGAAUAAGCAGAUGUUAGAGUAUAAAGAGCAAUCAAAAGAAAUGGCCGAGCACAUUCAAAAGGACCAAGAUGAACGAGAAAUAUUUAUUGCAAGAAUGAAGAGAUUUGAGAGAACCAUUCAUUCUCUAACCUCUGAGAAAGAAGCGAUUGAAAAACAGCUGCAGUCACAAGUGAGUCAAAUCACAGAAAAGACCUCCAUGUUGGAUUAUCAUGAACAGCGAUUGAGGCAAACAACGGAAGAACUUGAAAGAUUACAAUCUGAAAAUAAUUCAAUCCGAAUGGUGAACAGUGACUUGAAAGGACAAGUUGUAAAACUGAACGAAGAAAAACGAAAAUUCAUCAGAACAAUUACUGAAUACGAAACUGAGCUGGACAGAGUUAAAAAAGCACACGACAAAACAAGCAAAGAACUCAAAGAGUUGCUUUCUGACUUUGUUUUCCACAACAAGUAA